Dromiciops gliroides (monito del monte) is the source of this 3154-nucleotide messenger RNA. It is a transcript of the gene OLFM4, whose product is annotated as olfactomedin 4. Gene Ontology annotation, biological process: signal transduction. The record is from RefSeq and is a predicted model, not a curated record. Lineage: Eukaryota; Metazoa; Chordata; Mammalia; Microbiotheria; Microbiotheriidae. The transcript is spliced from 5 exons. Bases 14 to 1426 code for a protein of 470 amino acids.
AAAAGAGGGCAAGAUGAAGACCAGAUGCCUGGCUCUCUUGCUAGCCUUUCUGCACCUUCAGACCACCUCCAUCACUGGUCAGCUGUACUCUGAGCAGUCCUCCAAUUUCAAUGGCUCUGUGGAUGAACAUGGAAUUUGCACAUGCUCCAUGGUUUUGCCAGACACAUCAUUUCCUGUCGAGAAGGUGGAAAGCUUAGAAAUCACUGCUCAUGCUCUCACAGAGAAAUUUGAGAAAGAACUGACUAAAGUGAAGGAGUAUACCAAAACAAUGCAGUUAUUUGAACAGAGGCUCCUAAAUCUAAGCAUCAGAAUUCAGGUCAUGGAAGAGAACAGCAUUUCUUACAAUAAAUUGGACUUUGAGUUGCUUAAAUUAGAAGUGAGUGAGAUGCAAAAACUGGUUAUAGAAUUGAAAUCCAGUUUUGUUGGAAGCAAUGCCAUUAUUGACCAACUGGAGCUGGAGAUCAGGAAUAUGACUCUCCUGGUACAAGAGUUGGAGUCACUAGACAAAAACAAUAUCCUUGCAAUCCGUCGGGAAAUUGUGGCCCUGAAGAAUAGACUGAAGGAGUGUGAAGAGUUUAGAGGUCAAAACAAUACAUAUCCCUUUAUCCCACCUGGAAGCUGUGGUCAUGGUGGUGUGGUGAACAUCAGCAAACCUUUCAUUGUUCAGCUAAAUUGGAGAGGGGCUUCCUAUAAGUAUGGAGCAUGGGGAAGAGAUUACACCCCACAGCAACCAAACAAAACCCUCUACUGGGUGGCCCCCUUGAACACAGAUGGAAGGUACCUAGAGUAUUAUCAACUUCACAACACUAUGGAAGACUUGCUGCUCUACAAAUAUAUCCAACAGUUUCGAAUUUUAUAUGGAGAAGGCAGUGGUAUGGUCGUCUACAACAACUUCAUGUACUUCAACUUUUAUUCUACAGCUGACAUUGCCAAGCUUGACUUGAAUACCAACACUGUUACUUUAAGACGGACUCUUCCCAAGGCAGUCCACAACAACCGCUUCUCCUAUUCCGGUGUUGCUUGGCAAGAUAUGGACUUUUCUGUGGAUGAAAGUGGGCUGUGGGUUAUCUAUUCAACUGAAUCCAGUGGUGGUAACAUUGUGAUUAGCAAAAUCAAUGACACUUCGCUUGAGGUGCUAAACACUUGGCAAACCACGCAGUAUAAGCCAUCUGUCACCAACACCUUCAUUGUAUGCGGGGUUCUAUAUGCCAUUCGACCUUUGAACACCAAAAAGGAAGAGAUUUUUUACUACUAUGACACAAACACCGGGAGAGAGGGUAGACCGAGCAUCAUCAUGGAUAAAGUGCUAGAGAAAAUACAGAGUGUCAACUACCACCCCCUUGAUCACAAACUCUAUGUCUAUAAUGAUGCAUAUCUCCUGACUUAUGAUCUUAGCUUUCAGAAGGAAUUACAGUUACCUUUAUAGGUAGGAGGAAAAGGGUUAAGUGUAGCUUUUCUUAAAAAAAAAAGUGAAAUGCUCCCAUGUCUCUGUGAACUAUUCACUUACAAUCAAAGUUGAGUUUGCUUAAUGAUAUUUAGAUCACUUUUUACAUCUUCAGAGAUAUUGUAGGGGUUUGAAAUAGCAGUCUUUCCAAUGAAUCUCAUUCUACCUAAUUCAGUAAACAUUUAUUAAGUGCCUCCUGUGUGCCAAACACUGCAAGUUUUUGGUGAUUAAAAAUGGACAAAAAUAAUAGUCCUUUUCCCCAAGAAGCUUGUAUUCUAUUGGGAGAAUCUGAACACAUACACAGAUAAGCAAACUCUCUCUCUCUCUCUCUCUCUCUCUCUCUCUCUCUCUAUAUAUAUAUAUAUAUAUAUAUAUAUAUAUAUAUAUAUAUAUGUACAUACAUACAGCAAUCAACAAUAUUUUCAAGAGAUAGAGAGCAUAAACAAUUAGAGAAUUUGCAAAAGCCUCAUACAGGAGGAGUGCUCCCUGAGCUGUGCUUUGUAUGUCACUGAUACAAGUGUUUCUUUUUUUAAUCAUAAAACUAUUUUAUUAUUUUCCAGUUAUAUGUAGAGAUGGUUUUCAACAUUUGUUUUUAUAAGAUUUCUAGUUCCAAAUUUUUCUCCCUCCCUCUUUCCCUUCUCUCCCUCCUCCUCAAGACAGAAAGUAAUCUGAUAUAGGUUAUAUAGGUACAAUCACAUAAAACAUAUUUCUGCAUGAGUCAUGUGAUACAAGUGUUUCUUAUAUUUCUUUGGCACAGCUAAGAAAAGAUGGAUCUAUAAAUCCCUGGUCCAACCUGGCAAUGGCUUUAACUAAUUCAAGACACUGAAUUUCUUAAAGAUGAAGCACUCAUAACUUACCUUGUGCACAGCAACAGUGUAUGAUAUCAAUGCUUCUGUCCACCAUAGCAGUCACUUAUUCCAGUCAAGCCCUAGUGACCUCUUUCUUCCUUUUUGACACUGAGAGGGAAAGAAAGGAAUCAGAGUCACUUACACCUUUAUUCAAUGUACAUACUUUAUUUCUUCCUCAUUGGGGUGCUUCAAUCAUAAGGCUAGGGAUUUUUGCAGAGAUCCUAUCACAUUCUGAAGCCCAGAUUUAUCUUUGUAUGUGUCCGAUAAGAAGAGUAAUCAUCAAAAUACAAUCCCACCAAAACAAAACAAAACCAAAAACAAAAAAGAAGAGCAAUCAUGUUAAAAAAAAAAAGGGGAGAGUUUCACUAGAACCCAAAGGAUCUGCCUUCACUCUCUUGUGCAAGAAUGGAAUGACACUUGUCCUUCAGGAAGCUCUCUAGUGUUACAGGUGAUGCGGUUCUAACUAGAACGUUUGAGGAAAGCAGUCAUACAGUGCCAGAGAAUUAGGCUAAAUUUCCUUGCUCUGUCAUUGAUUUGUUGGGUUUCCUAGGAAGCGACUCAACUCCUAGAGUAGAAAUAACUUAAUUCCAGAAUUGACAGUUUAAGACCUUAGUAUGGUAGACUCCCUUCAAGAGUAAUUGGCCUAAAUUGGAAAUUAUGGCCAAAGGACUAUAAAACCAUGCAUACUCUCUGACCUAACCACCUGACCACUACCAGGUCGGUACCUUAAAAGAGAUUUGGGGUGAUCACUAUGGGGUGAUGCUCAUCAAUUGGAGAAUAUCUGAACAAAUUGUGAGAUGAGAUUAGGAUGGAACACUAUUGUGCUGUAAGAAAUGAUGAGCAGGGUGCUAUCAGAAGGAUU